Molecule: messenger RNA, 3177 nt
Organism: Panicum virgatum (switchgrass)
Lineage: Eukaryota; Viridiplantae; Streptophyta; Magnoliopsida; Poales; Poaceae
Product: AMSH-like ubiquitin thioesterase 2
Exons: 9
Coding region: 1925-2743 (272 amino acids)
Biological process (GO): protein K63-linked deubiquitination
Cellular component (GO): membrane; endosome
Molecular function (GO): metal-dependent deubiquitinase activity; protein binding; K63-linked deubiquitinase activity
Source: RefSeq, a predicted model, not a curated record
CAGGCCCAAAGCAUCAGCAGACUCACCCACUGUCCGUCCGUCCAGCACCCAAUCCACCGCUCGCUCCCUCACUACUCGCCUAGGGUUAGGGGGCGGGCGGCAGGUGGCCGGCGAGCGCGCACAUCGCCGAGGACUGGGUGCGGCCGGCGGCGUCUCCACGUCUGCGGAGGGCACGGCCGCACGGAGGCAAGAGCUGCGGAGCACGGGAGGCGGAACGCUGGGCGACCACUGCGGCACCGCCGGAGGACGGAGGCGGAGCGCGUGCUGCGGCUUGCAAUCUGCCACUGCAUCCGUACCAGGAGGGAGUCCAUGCUGCUUUUGUUUAUGAAUAAACAAAUUUCUUCCAUAUUCCGAAGUGCAGGCAGCAGAUCUCGGACUGCUUCAAAGUUCUUGUCGCCCAUUUGUUCCUUGUAGAGCUUGUCGUAAGCUAGUUUGAUAGCUUCUUGCCGUGGUUUGAUCAUCACUGAUCUGACUAUAUCAUCGUAGCUCCAUGAAUAGUUCAGAGCUUAGACUUAAAGUUACCAAUAAUGGUGGUUCAAAAUUAGCUGCAGGAUCUGUCUUGUGUGAGUGUGUCCUGUUCUUAUUAUCUUAGCGUGGUACUGUGGGAUUAGCACCCACUGUUGUUUAACUUGUUUCUGAACACUGAACGUUUCUUCAGUCAUGUUCAUCUUUACUGACAAAGCAUGGGAGAUCAAUCUUUUAUGCCAGCGGCUCAGGACCCUUUUAUUUCAUUCUGCUUUAACUUGUUUUGUUCUGGCAUGCAAUUUGACUUGCAAAUUAAGAAGUCUGACAUAAUCAGCAAAGGAGAGAUGCAUCAGAGUAGCCGUUGCAUGCAGCUGGCGGCUGAUAGAUAUGCAGCAGACAUCAGCUAUUCGGCCGCAGGUGUCUGCAGGCGUCUGCAAGCCUGCGUCAUUUUGGCCGCAAAGCCCGGCUGGAGGUCGCAGGUUGCCGACGUGCAUUGGCGGGCUCCAGCAGAGUCAUUAGUGAGUGCUGGCAGGUAAUGCGGGAGGCCCUGCAGGCAUCCGGCGGGCGCUGCGGGCUGGGGGCGGACGGGAGUAGAUACGAAGGAAGCGCCGGGUCGGCAAAGCCGGCGAGGCGAGCGACGUCGGCAGCAGGGGGUGCUGCGGUGUCGGCGUCUCGUCGCGGGAGCCGCGUCAAGAUGCAGGCGGCAUGCACGACAGCGACAGCGACGUGGUGCCGCGCGUGCGCCCAUCCGGUUCCCGACCCGUGGCGUGGAUUCCUGUUCGCGUCAGAUUAACGGCAGCGCGCGGUACUCCUCGCUGCUCGCCUUUCCCCCCUCUCCUUUCUCCCCGACUCCCCCUUUCACCUCGCUGAAGCCGAACUGCCUCGCUCGCCCUCCCUCUCUCUCGCGCGCGCGCCAAUCCUUUCCUUCGCGCCGAUCGCGGCUCGGCUCCGCUUCAGAUUUUCUCAAGGUGAGUGAGCAUGUCUCCUGUCCGAGGAGGUACUCCGCGGUAGCUGAUUGGGUUUUACUGUUUUAGGAUUGGUACUGCUUUGUGGGGAGCUAAGGAUUGGUAGUGUUUUGCAUACCUGCUGCUGGAUUGGGUGGUGAUGAAAAAGGUCGUUCUUAAUUCCACUUAUUGUUGGACUGCUACCUCUAAUCAGCAGUGGUUGUGUUUCUGCUGUUCGAAUCAACGCGUGGUCUCCGAUUGCUAUGCCAAUUACUAGUACGAUGGGUGGAGGCCGUACCCUGAAUCCUGAACCUGCCGUCCGGGAUUGCUUGUCAUUCUCUCAAUGUUUCUGUUAGUUCGCCUACAUGAUGCUCGAUAGUAAUACUGCCCUGGGGUUGUUAGGCAGCUCCUCGAGCUGCUGUCAUUUCUUUCAAAGUCUCCAGUCCUUUUGUCUUUAGUGUUUCUUAUUGUUCGAGUUUUUUUGCAGGCCGAAAUUUUAGUGGUCUGCUCCAGCCAUGAGUAGCAGAAGAUAUGACAUCAAUGCUUGGAGAUGUGGGACUCAAUCAACGCCAAGUAAAUCGAUGUAUCUAGAUGCUCAACAAGUUGUCCACUGCCAAGCUACAGGCCGUGAUGUUGGCCCCUGCGCUGUGAAGCAUCACUUCCCAUCGCCAAUCGUAUCUUGGAUAGAAGAUCUUUCGAGCUUUGGCAGUGUUUCUUUUAGCCCCGAUUCUGAAUAUGUGGAUGAGCAAGCCAGGGCUUCAGUGGGACAGUCUUCAACAUCAAGCAAUUUGCAUGACAUGCAAAUAUCAGUGAGGUUGACAGAAGAAUUCAUGGAGCUUGCAAAGGAGAACACAAGCAGUAAUCUAGAGACUUGUGGAAUUCUCGGUGCUUCAUUUAGGGAUGGAACUUACUUUGUGACAAUGUUGAUUAUACCAAAGCAAGAAGGAACUGCUCACUCAUGUCAGGCUGUUAAUGAGGAGGAGAUACAUGCCGUAUUAUCAGAGCAGUCACUUUACCCUGCAGGAUGGAUUCAUACUCAUCCUUCGCAAACAUGCUUCCUGUCAUCGAUUGAUUUGCAUACUCAAUACUCUUACCAGGUUAUGUUACCAGAAGCUGUUGCAAUUGUGGUUGCACCCACCGAUCCUACCAGGAGUUACGGAAUAUUUAGGCUAACUGAUCCUGGAGGGAUGGAGGUGCUUAGGGGGUGCGAUGAAAGUGGAUUCCACACUCACCGAGAGACAACCGACGGCAGUCCAAUCUAUGAAACUUGUUCGAAGGUGCACUUCAAUCCCAAUUUGCGGUUCGAGAUUGUCGACCUGCGUUCUGGUGCAUGAUCAAUGAAAGCAAAGCUAUAGCAGCUUGUUCUUCCUUACGCACCCUUGUGGCGGAAGUAUAUACCACAUAGCUCACGAGUGAUUCCUAAGUAGAUAAACAAGCUGUUACUGAUCUGCGAUAGAGUGAUACGUCACCAAGCCUUUUGGCAUCUUUGCUUGUCUUUGUGAGCAUAACUGAAAAACUAGCACUAGUUAUCCUGAAUCCGGUUGUUCCAUCAGCCAUUGAGCUGGCAUCUGUAAGUAUGUAACUUGGGAACACAUACAUACCCAUGAUUAUCUUGGAAUGGACGAUUGGAACAUAACGCUUGACAGCAGCACUGCCAAAUCAUCAUAUACAGAAUCUGCUGGGAGCUUCAGACAAUGCAUGUAUUAACAUGAGAACUUUCUGAAAACUAGGGUGAAAGUGGUAUAUAUUGGUGAUUUUAGAGUCUGUA